Diversispora eburnea is the source of this 1326-nucleotide messenger RNA. The record is from the annotation of a GenBank genome assembly. Lineage: Eukaryota; Fungi; Glomeromycota; Glomeromycetes; Diversisporales; Diversisporaceae.
AUGACAACUCCAGAAAAUGGUCAUAUUUCGGGAGUUCCUUUGAAACAAAAUCAAGACCUUGCGAAUGUGUUAAAUGCCUUCGAUGACAUCGUUCAAACGGCGGGUAGUGGAGCGAUCUUAGGUACUGACUGGCAAUCCGUAAAGCGAAAAGAAAUACGUAGAGGUCGAAUAAAUAAUAUUAAAACUACUGAACCCAAGGUUGUUCAGGAAACCACUCGAACUUACCGGGAUCAUAUAGCUGGAAAUUAUGAAAAAGAUAAUAGGGAAAUAGGUCGAAAGAAUGAUGAUCCAUGGGAUAAAGGAAAGGAAGAUGGUAUACGGGAUAAAUAUAGAACAAAUGAUGAAAAUAAACCAAAAAAUUGUAAUAUAACGUCCAAUAAUAAUAAUAAUGUUUCGGAUAAUUCUAACAUGGAUAAUAAAGGUUAUACUGAUUUAAAUUCAAAUACAGAUAUUAAUAGUUGUUUAUCUACAAAUUCUCAGCAAGAUGUGAAGGAUAAUGUUGAUAAUGUUACUUUGAAAAUAAGUGCAUGGCGUUCUUUCGCUGAUCCUAAUGUAAAAUUACGAGAUGAUGGUAUCGGUACGGGUCAAUUACAUCGUGCAGGAAGAAAUUACAUUCCUGUUACUGAAGAAGAUAUGCAAUCACAACAAUCGCAAGAAGUAGGGCGAGAUUAUUAUAAUGUUCAAUCUCAACAAUCUAAUCCUCAAGAUAAAUGGAAUACAACUCCAGCAAACGUUUCUUCCUGGGAAUCAUCUCAAAGGUCGCAAAGUACUACACCAAAACCUUUCGUAAAUGAAGGAAACAUAACUCAAUCUUAUCGCCAUCCAUCUCCUUCUCGCUCACCAAGACCAACAAAACCACAAGAUUAUCUACCUUUCAUUCCACCAGAAUUCGAUUCUACUCCAUAUCGAAAACAACCAUCUCCUUCACCUGCACGCAGUCCUUCAAUUGGACAUAAUGAAUAUGAUCGCGAUAGUAAUGGUGGUGGUGAAGAUUAUGGUGAUCAAAGUAGUGAGGACACUGAAUAUUAUGAAGGAGACAGUGAUUAUGAACACGAUGAGGAAUUUGAUUUGGAUGUAGAAUAUGAUGACACACUGAAGACUUCAAAUCAAAGUGAUUGUGGUGAAUUACUUCUCACUAUCAAUGUAGAACUUCAGGAAGGUGAGACACAAACUAUCAAUGUACACGUGAAUGAUGAUCCUGCAGAUUUGGCGCGAGAAUUUUGUGAAAAAUGGGAGGUUACUAAUGAAGUCGUGGAACCUGCGCUUGUGGCUCUAAUUAAAGAAGAGAAAGAGAAGCGAUUAAGUAUAUUGCUUGAUAAAGAUUAA